UUAUAAACUAGACUUAUAAACCCACUUCCUGCUCCUAGUUUGUUCUGUUAACCCUACCCUCUCCAAAUCUUUGAGCUCAGUAAUCAUGGCGUGCAGUGCCUCAACUUGCCAGUCAAAUUGCUACAGAGACCAACCACAAGAAGAAGAAGAAGAUGCCAAACACACCAAUACCAAUUCAAUUGCUACUAACACAAUCAGCAACAACAACAGAAACAACAGCCAUGGUUUGUGCCUCAAGUGCAAGGCCAACCCUCCCAUCUCCGCCGAUACCCACGCCGACGAUUCCCGUUUCUGCGCCGAUUGCUUCCGCGCAAACCUCUUCGGCAAGUUCAGGUUCGCCGUCACCUCCAACGCCAUGAUCUCUCCCACUGAUAACGUCCUCGUCGCCUUCUCCGGCGGCCCUUCUUCCAGGGUUGCUUUACAGUUUGUACAUGAGAUGCACAGUAAAGCGCAGAAGAAUUUUGAUGCUAGUAGGGAUAGAUCGUUACCGGUGUUCGGUGUUGGAGUUGCAUUUAUUGAUGAAACUAGUGUUUACUCUGUUCCAUCCAGUGAACAAGACAAUGCAAUUGGAGACAUUACAUCUAUUGUGGAAAACCUAGCCCUGCCGACAAAACAAUUGUAUGUUGUGCCGAUUGAGAGUGUCUACUCUGAAGAUUCUGGCGAUGGCAGGGAGAGACUGAAGAAGUUACUAGAUGCUGUUCCUGACGCCACUGGAAGAGAAGAUCUUUUACUACAUCUGCGGAUGUUGGCCUUGCAAAAGAUUGCCUCACAAAAUGGAUACAACAGACUUCUACUGGGAUCAUGCAUAUCGAGGAUUGCUUGCCAUGUUAUUACAGCCACUGUGAAGGGACAAGGAUAUUCACUACCAGCAGAUAUUCAGUAUGUUGAUUCAAGGUGGGAAAUCCCAGUUUUGCUUCCUCUUCGUGAUUGUCUUGCACAAGAGCUGAACAUGCUUUGCCGCCUUGAUGGUCUAAAAACCGUUGAUUUCAUAAGAAGUCCUGGCUCUGGCAUUAAUGGGUUGGUUUCAUCAUUUGUGUCGCUCUUGCAGGAAGAAAACCCUUCUCGGGAGUGCACAAUUGUGAGAACAGCUGGAAAGCUUAUCCCAUUUCAUUUCAACAGAAUUCAAGAGAUCGAUGACUCUAAUGUCCCUUUGGCAACUCGAAGGCGUCAGAAGAGAUAUAACCUUAAACCUAAUGAAUGUUUUUCUUCAGAGUCAUUCUGCUUUAUCUGCAAUGGCCCACUUAGCAAAUCUGAUUUGCUAAGUUUGCGCAAUCUGGAACAAUGCCAAACAAGUCCCGACACUUUUGUUGGUGCCUGCUGUUCGAGCUGCCGGUUUCAGGUACUUCCCCAGGACCCUUCAUUACUGGAUCAAUUUUCUGCAGUUUUACCUCGGCAGCUGGUCGCUCGGGUAAAGCAUGACAACCUUGACAAUUACAGUGUGCUCAGGGAACAAAUACAAGAUUGCUUGCUUUCAGAAAGCGACGAUGAAACCUGAGUUGGCCCACUCAUGGGGUUAUCAUUCCCUUAAGGCACCGCAUACGCACUAUUCCUAUUGGCUUGGUCAGACAUUUUGAAAGGAUAGCAGACUUGUACUAAAGGCAAUCAAAAAGAAUUGCCUAUUCCUAUUGGCUUGGUCAGACAUUUUGAAAGGAUGGCAGACUUGUACUAAAGGCAAUCAAAAAGAAUUGCCGACAUCAAUGUUAGGCUCCCUAAUCGUCUAGGUUUCAUUCUGAAUAGCCAUCAAUAGUUUCUAUCUUGAUGACGGGAUUUACAUUGGAAAGAUUUUUUUUUUUGGUGAAUACAUUGAAAGAUAAUAUGUAUUAA
Rosa chinensis is the source of this 1824-nucleotide messenger RNA. Its product is annotated as cytoplasmic tRNA 2-thiolation protein 2. Lineage: Eukaryota; Viridiplantae; Streptophyta; Magnoliopsida; Rosales; Rosaceae. The record is from RefSeq and is a predicted model, not a curated record. Bases 86 to 1495 code for a protein of 469 amino acids. Gene Ontology annotation, biological process: tRNA wobble position uridine thiolation. Gene Ontology annotation, cellular component: cytosol. The transcript is spliced from 7 exons. Gene Ontology annotation, molecular function: tRNA binding; sulfurtransferase activity.